UUUUCCAGCAAUCAAACAGCCGACAAAAAACUAAACAAUAAAUUUCCAAAGUUUCAAAAUUUCCUACAAAUUUAAAUUACAUACCAUUAAUUAAUUAGUCAAAGUUUCUUAAAAUUUAAAAUUACUCCUUCUUCUCUCAGCGUGGAUUGAUAAGUACACAAACAUCUGAUCUUCUUAUCUCCUGAGUGCUGAUAAGCCCAACAAAUAUAUUUACAAGAUGCCGUUCGAAAUGCGAUCUUCGGGCGGUCCGAACACCAAGUUUUUGGAAACUCCGGAAAUAAUUGCACAAUUCGAUUCUGUGCGGACUUGGUUGAACAAAAAUUAUAAAAAGUAUGUCCAAGCCGACCCGCCCACCAAUAAGGGACUCUCCGGCCUUACCGGUCAACUCUGGCAGUUUCAGGAGGAUCAUUUCGGUCAAAAUCAGGCUCGUCGACCUAUGACGAGAAUACCGACAAAAUUCUUCCUCGAUUUUAAAACGGGUGGAGGUCUGUGUCACAUUUUGGGAGCGGUUUAUAAAUUCAAGACGGAGCAGGCUUGGCGACGGUUUGACAUUCAGGCGGCCGGAAAGGUUGAUCGUCAUGUGGAAAUGUUCCUUCAAAUUGAAACGGCCCUUCUGCAAGCGAAGAUCUGGACCUUGCCCCGCAUCUUCUUCACGCCCCUCUGCCUGGAAAAGGAAAAGGGCUCGAUCAACAAUUACAAAGAGAUCGCGCGGAAACAUAAAGCCUCCAUCGUGGAGGAUGAAGAGUCCGCGACCCACAUUGUCUACCCCACCACCGACCCGGAUGAGGAGUAUGCACGGCCCGUCUUCAAAAGGGAUAAAUACGUCAUGUUUCACUUCUACUAUAUGCCGGACAACAGGGACACCUGGGAGAAGUGUGACCUGACCCCCAUCGACAAAGUCCCCCCAGACCAGCUGCCCCACCACUUAAUCUCCGCUGCGGAUCACAAAUGGCGCGUCGCCGCCAACUGGCUGACCGACAUGGAAGAUCACAACGAAUGGAUGAACGAGGAGGACUACGAAACGGAUGAGAACGGCGAAAAGCUGACUCAUCCCCUUAGAAUGACCUAUGAGGACAUGGAGGAGGUCGAAGGGGGCGGCGAAUCCUCCACCGAUCAAAAGGUCAAACCCGGAAAGAAAGGGAGAGGCGGAGGUCAAGCCGACAAGAGGAAACGGUCACCAUCUCCACCUCCAAAAAAUAGUGGGAAGCGGACAAAGAAGGGCGCAGCUGGGGGAGCGGGUUCCAGCGCGGGGGCUGCAUCAACUCCGAGCAAACAAGGCGCUAGUAAAGCGGUCAAACCAGAAUUGGAGGAUGAUUAUUCACGUGACUUUGAUGACCCUCCUAGCGAAAACACUCUCACGGAGGUUGCCGUUCCAAAAGUACCGGUUAAAAAAUUGGAAUCGGAUUUUACUCCGGUGAAGGGUGGAAACCUCGCCGAUUUGGAUGAGGACACUCCGCCCGCGGACAAGGGUGACCUCGACCUCGUCAAGAUGCCCGACCUCACGAAAGGUACCGAUCGUGAGAGUGGCUACGGAAAAGAGGACGCCGCCGAGGACAACGUGACCGAGCAGACACACUGCAUCGUCAUCCCUUCGUACGCCUCGUGGUUUGACUACAACUCGAUCCACACGGUGGAAAAGAGAGCACUUCCAGAAUUCUUUAAUGGGAGGAACAAAUCCAAAACGCCGGAAAUUUACCUGGCCUACAGAAACUUUAUGAUUGACACGUAUCGUCUGAAUCCAGACGAGUAUUUGACUGGAACAGCAUGUCGAAGGAAUUUAGCCGGCGAUGUGUGCGCGAUUAUGCGGGUGCACGCUUUUCUAGAGCAAUGGGGCUUGAUCAAUUAUCAGAUUGACACGGAUAACCGUCCCACCGCGAUGGGGCCACCACCAACGUCUCAUUUCCACGUGUUGGCCGACACUCCGUCCGGUCUGCAGCCGAUCAAUCCUCCCAAAACGCCGCAGCCUUCGGCAGCUAAACAACUGUUGGAUUUGGACAAGAAGAAAGACGAUGAGAAAAAGGGGGAUGGCACCAGCGGUGGCGUUGGGGGGACGAAAUUGGGGACAGAUUUCGGUCUAAAGAUCGAUCAGUACAGUAAAAAGAGCGCCGUUCUAAAGAACAAGAACGUCGCCGCGAUAACACGUGACUGGACCGAGCAGGAAACCCUCUUACUUUUGGAGGCGCUCGAAAUGUACAAGGACGAUUGGAAUAAAGUUUGCGAACACGUCGGCACAAGAACGCAGGAAGAAUGCAUUCUCCACUUCCUCCGUCUACCGAUAGAGGAUCCCUACUUGGACGAGGGGGUUGUAUCCAGCACCACAAAUUCGUCACGAGGUGCUCCCACAAUCCUCGGGCCGCUGGCUUUCCAACCGAUCCCAUUUUCCAAAGCGGGCAACCCAAUCAUGUCAACGGUAGCGUUCCUCGCGUCCGUCGUAGAUCCAAGAAUCGCCGCCGCCGCGGCGAAAUCCGCGAUGGAAGAAUUUGCCAAGAUUAAAGACCAAGUUCCUACAUCCCUGUUGGACUCGCAUAUGAAAAGUGUGGCGAAACAUGCCAAGUCGACAGGGAAGUUUGACGCAGCUGCAGGUCUGAGUGACAGCGGGAUCGCGGGGACAGCGCUGGAUAAGAAAAAGGAGGACGCCGAGGCAAAAAAGAAGGACAAAGAUAAGAAAGAUAAGGAUGAAACGAGCGAGAAAACUAUUAAAAAAGAAGUCGAGGAAGAACAAGACGACAAGAAAGAUAAGAAGGGUGACGAUGAAAAGAUGGACGUCGACGGGAAAGAAGGUGACGUAGUAAAAGCGGAAGUUGAUAAGGUAGCUGAUGCAGAAAAGCCAAAGGAAGACGACAACAAAGAGCCCGAAGACAAAGUUUCUGACGACUCAGAGGAGGACAAUUUAAUGAAGGAUGCCAACAUUCAGGCCGCCGCGUCAGCCGCACUUGCCACGGCCGCCGUUAAGGCGAAACAUUUAGCCGCCGUGGAAGAAAGGAAGAUCAAAAGUCUCGUCGCUCUCUUGGUGGAAACCCAAAUGAAAAAGUUGGAGAUUAAAUUGCGUCAUUUUGAAGAGCUGGAAACAAUUAUGGAUCGUGAACGGGAGGCGUUGGAGUAUCAAAGGCAACAAUUGAUCGCGGAGCGACAGCAAUUUCAUUUGGAGCAGCUGCGUGCAGCGGAAAUACGCGCGAGACAUCAUGCGCAUCAAAGAUUGCUGAAUGAACAGCAGCAACAGCAACAAGCUGCCGCUGCGGCGGCGGGGAAUAAUCCGGAAGCGGCCGCGGUGGCGGCGGCGUCGUCCGUGGCGACAGGGGGAGGAGCCGCGACGAAUGGGUUGCCACUACCUCCACCCGCAGCACCACCAGCGCCACCGGUGGUGGGAGGGGCUGGGGGUCAACUACCCCCGGCCGUUCCAGCGCCCCCAGUACAGUAAAUUAUUUAGUGGGUGAAUUAUUUGAUUCUUAAUUGUGAUGAUGAUUAGUAAUUCACGGCAAUUAAGUUUUAAUUAAUUAUUUAAUUAACUGAUUUCUUAUAUUCUAGUGCAAAAAAGGUGUUUUUUUAUAUAAAUAUUAUCCUUUCGUGUUCCUCUUAAAGUUUGGAUGGGAUUUUGUGGUGGAUUUGAUGUGUACAUUUAUGGUGAAUAUAAUUAAAAAUGAAUUAUACAAUUAAGGGCCCGGGGGAAGAUUUACUUGAUUUUAUGUUAGCAACAAUAAUUGCCAGGGCCCCAAGAUUAUUAUCGCUCUGUUAGGUUACGACCACAAUUAAUUGACACCGUUUCUAUGGGACACUCACGUUCAAAAGCUUUGGUUUUGUCACUGCU
Messenger RNA from Folsomia candida, 3805 nucleotides. RefSeq names its product SWI/SNF complex subunit SMARCC2 (gene mor). Gene Ontology annotation, cellular component: SWI/SNF complex. Gene Ontology annotation, biological process: positive regulation of DNA-templated transcription. The transcript is spliced from 9 exons. The record is from RefSeq and is a predicted model, not a curated record. Gene Ontology annotation, molecular function: DNA binding; histone binding. NCBI's taxonomy places the organism in Eukaryota, Metazoa, Arthropoda, Collembola, Entomobryomorpha, Isotomidae. Bases 218 to 3418 code for a protein of 1066 amino acids.